AUGCGAGGUAGCAGUUCAGAGUUGCUGCUGGACGCGAGCGGGCAGAGCCACCGAACGACGACGACGGGGACCCUGACGGCGACGACGACGAUCCACAAUUUGUACAGCGGGCUGAACCACCACAGCCAGAGCAGCGGCGGGAUCUACGACAAGCAGGAACAAUCUGAGCUCCGUCGUCGCAAGCUGUUGGAGCUCGGGUUUGGAGCUUCCAGGCGGCAGCCGCCGAGGCGGACUUGCCGUCAAAGGUUCAACUUCUACGCGACCUCGGCCCUAGCACUGGUUGCGACCUCGGGCGGAGCCGCCCUCCUCUUCCUGGUCCCGCUGUACGUGGACCCCGCGAUAAGCACCCUCGCCGCGGACUUCUCGCCCCAUCCUGUUCUGUGCACCACUCUCAGGAGGGAGGAGAUCCUCGGGAUCUUCAACUGCACCUGGAGCUCCUGCAGGGAGGGCUGCACCAGUGAUGUUUAUAGAUGCACUCAUAUUUAUGUUACUUACUCGCCAGAACUCAAUUUUACUAACGCCAGUUUGUGGAGUGAAGAUAUUUACGAUGAUUAA
Messenger RNA from Cotesia congregata, 555 nucleotides. The record is from the annotation of a GenBank genome assembly. Lineage: Eukaryota; Metazoa; Arthropoda; Insecta; Hymenoptera; Braconidae.